AUGCAGAUCUCCAAGAAGAAAAGCUAUCCAUCUCCAUCCUGGAAUAGUGAUCCCAAAAAUGCCCAUAUGCUGAUUCCUACUCCAGAUAAAGAUGAUGAUCCAGUUGGUGUUGAUUACUCUCAGUUUCCUCACCUAAGUCUUGUUCGAGCUAGAGCUUCACCAUUACCAGUUCUUGGCUGGGCAAACAGAGACGACGUAUGGAAAAACAUGAUAAAAAAAGAGGAGACGUAUGUGAGGGAUAAAUUUUAUAUGCAGAGGCACCCUCUCCUGCAACCUAAAAUGAGAGCAAUCCUUCUAGACUGGCUAAUGGAGGUUUGUGAAGUGUACAAGCUUCACAGAGAAACUUUUUAUUUAGCACAAGAUUUCUUUGAUCGGUUUAUGGCAACACAACAUGAUGUUGUAAAAACACUAUUGCAGCUUAUUGGUAUCUCUUCUUUAUUCAUAGCAGCAAAGCUUGAGGAAAUUUAUCCACCAAAGUUGCACCAGUUUGCCUAUGUUACAGAUGGAGCUUGUACAGAAGAUGAAAUCCUCAGUAUGGAAUUGCUCAUUAUGAAGGCUCUCAAUUGGAACUUAAGUCCGCUGACGGUUGUAUCAUGGCUGAACAUUUACCUGCAGAUUGCAUAUUUAAACAAGCUUUAUGAGGUAUUGCUGCCACAAUAUCCACAGCAAAUAUUUGUACAAAUAGCAGAGCUCUUGGAUCUCUGUCUGCUGGAUAUUGGCUGCUUGGAAUAUACAUAUGGAGUACUUGCAGCUUCUGCUUUGUAUCACUUCUCCUCAUCUGAGUUGAUGCAGAAAGUUACAGGUUAUGAAUGGUGUGAGGUAGAGGAAUGUGUAAAAUGGAUGGUUCCAUUUGCAAUGGCUAUAAGGGAAGUAGGAAGCUCCAAACUCAAACACUUUAGAGGUGUAGCUCCUGAAGACAUGCACAAUAUACAGACACACAUAAAUGGCUUGGAUUUGCUGGAAAAAGCUCAAGCAAAUAAAGCCAUGUUGUCUGAGCAGAAUAGGACCUCACCUUUCCCCACUGGUGUCCUUACACCACCACAAAGUAGUAAGAAACAGUCUUCUGGACCAAAGCCAAUAUGACUUUAGAAACAGUUAACAGUGUUGCUGAAGUGCCUAUUCUGCUGGUUCUAACUCCUGCUCCAUUAUGGAAAUGCUGUCAGUGAAGUUCAUAAGCCUUUAUAGAAUCUGAAAAAGAAACCUUACUUUUUUUCAUGACAGAAGAAAUUUUCUAUUUGAAAUAUUUUUAUUGAACAUUAAAAUAUUUUAAAGAAGUGGAUCAAGUAUACCAGCCGCUUAAAAGAACACCGAAGAGUGCUACAGAUGCUGCUACAGAGGGUGAUGCUUGAUGUGACCAACUGUUCAGGAAAAGGGUUUGAAGUUUAGAUUAGUUACUGUGGCUGUUUGUCCUUUGGGUAAUCUGCAGUCAGACUGUCCUCCGCUGACAAACAGGCAAAAAGUGCUGUGGAAGACAAUGUUUCAAAGCCUCUUUCAAAUGGUUGGCUUACAACUUGAUGCCUUUAAAAACUCUUUAUUGUAAAUGCUGCUAUGUCUCUAUCCAUUUAGAAUAAAAAUGCUGUCUAAGACAGCUGGGUUUAUGUAUAUUCCUAUUUUUCUUUGAAUUAUGGUCAGCUAAGGUUUUUCAGAUUGUGACCACUAGUAGUGUGGGAGUUGGGGAUCAAUAAUGUAGUAACUAUCUCUUUAUUUAUUUACCACUACUGCUUAUCAAUUAAAACUUUUUUGGAUACUAAGGUAAAAUGGUCAUGUUAGGCUACUUGGAUUUCCCUUAGCCAGAUGCAGGUGGCUAGGGAGGGGAUAAUAAACAUGACAAGUAUAUGGGGAAUGCUUCCACAGCACACUUCCUAAUAAUCAGUGUACUGGGAAAUUCUUGAAUCGGAUUGUCUGCAUUGUUACGCUUAAUAGCAAGAAGUGAUCAGUAGGAGAAGCUUACCUUUUCUUAAAACAUAAUCAUUUAAACAUUGGGAUUUUGGUGUAGUCUUUGACAA
Molecule: messenger RNA, 2006 nt
Organism: Nestor notabilis (Kea)
Lineage: Eukaryota; Metazoa; Chordata; Aves; Psittaciformes; Psittacidae
Gene: CCNE1
Product: cyclin E1
Exons: 9
Coding region: 1-1083 (360 amino acids)
Biological process (GO): G1/S transition of mitotic cell cycle; regulation of cyclin-dependent protein serine/threonine kinase activity
Cellular component (GO): cyclin E1-CDK2 complex; centrosome; cytoplasm
Molecular function (GO): cyclin-dependent protein serine/threonine kinase regulator activity
Source: RefSeq, a predicted model, not a curated record